Messenger RNA from Penicillium griseofulvum, 1449 nucleotides. Its product is annotated as Aminoglycoside phosphotransferase. NCBI's taxonomy places the organism in Eukaryota, Fungi, Ascomycota, Eurotiomycetes, Eurotiales, Aspergillaceae. The transcript is spliced from 3 exons. The record is from RefSeq and is a predicted model, not a curated record. Bases 1 to 1449 code for a protein of 482 amino acids.
AUGGAUCCGAAUAUCAGGAAGGAAGACUUCCCGCUCUUUAAGUACAGCGAGUUCGACGUGCGCGCGCUCUGUGAACUUGCAACCAAGAUGCGAAGGGGAAUCUCAGCCUCAUGCGACUUGAAUCAGCGCCCAAAGCGUGGUGGCUUCAACUGGGCCGUUUUCAUUCUAUUUGAAGAUGGCCUUCAAUGGGUUCUCCGCUCGCCAGUCCAGAAUCACCCGGACCUGUCUGACGAGAGCGUUUUCAAACUUAUUGCAAGCGAAGCUGCUACGAUCUUGUAUCUGAAGACUUACACGGACAUACCUGUUCCCGCAGUUUACUCCUAUUGUUCCCAUCGAAUCAACCCGGUCCGGAUCCCAUACAUUUUGAUGAGCAAAGCGAAGGGCAGGACAUUGGAAACAAUGUGGGGGGGAAGUGACCUUCAUAAUCGUCUGGAUUCACUCGAAAUAAACAAAGUGAUGUCUCAACUGGGCCACAUUACAUGGAAACUUGCUCAAGUCCGCCUCAUGGCGACCUUGAUCAAGCAUGCCAACAUGUUGCCGUUGACGCACCACUGUUUUGCUGCACCGGUACCCUCUAGGAACGACUACCCGGACAAGGAUCAGUGGCAUGGUGCCCGCGAUCGUUGGAAUGAAUUUCUCACUAUUGGACAAAAGGUUGACGGUGCCACGAAUCGCGUUGACUAUAUUAUUGCUGCUCACGCGCUCAAUCGUCUGAUCUCUGAAUACGCGAGAAACUGGUCCGAAAUCACAUCUCCACCCAGCUUUCCACUCUGCCAUCCAGAUCUUACUACGAACAACAUAUUUGUCGACGAUCAAUACAAUAUUACGUGUAUCAUUGAUUGGGCUUUUGCCACAACCGUGCCCAUUCCCUUGCUUUUGUCACCACCAGGGUUUCCUCAGUCCCGACACAAGCUGGAUGACAGGUUCUGCAUUGGUUUCAGAGAUGGCUUCCAAGCUGCGAUACUCAAUGCGGUCAAUCCACCAAUCGGCUUGUCUGUUCUUAAAGCUCUUUGGUGUGUUGAAAACAGCCAGUUUGCUUGGUGUCUCACGAGGUUUUUAGCAUUCGAUUCCACAGACGACCUUUCCCUUUUUCGUACCAUGUGGGAAUCAAUCUACCCAUCGGCCCCAAAGCUCGAGUCAUAUCUCUUUUCACAAAGGGGUCUAAAAUUCUAUCGAGCCCUGCACAAGAGAAUCAGACUCCAGGACCUGUCGGAAACCCAGAUUCAAUCAUCAGAAAAUGAUCUUUUCAUCGACCCCUUGAGUUUUGAGCUGUCUUUGGCUCGCCAUUUGACCAUGAUCUCGGACUGGGGAUUCAACUAUGACCCAUCAAAAAUGUCUGGUCUCCGAGAUACAGAGCAAAUAUUCCUCACUGACGGACGGCUUUGGCGAUGGCUUAUGGAAUUCAGAAAACAACAGCGUGAGAGGCUCGAUAUUGAAGACACCCUAUGA